Molecule: messenger RNA, 843 nt
Organism: Erigeron canadensis
Lineage: Eukaryota; Viridiplantae; Streptophyta; Magnoliopsida; Asterales; Asteraceae
Product: transcription factor bHLH139-like
Exons: 5
Coding region: 1-843 (280 amino acids)
Biological process (GO): regulation of transcription by RNA polymerase II
Cellular component (GO): nucleus
Molecular function (GO): protein dimerization activity; RNA polymerase II cis-regulatory region sequence-specific DNA binding; DNA-binding transcription factor activity, RNA polymerase II-specific
Source: RefSeq, a predicted model, not a curated record
AUGGAACCCUUGUCUACCAUUUUAGAAGGAGAAAGGAACUUCUUUAGUGGAACAUAUGCAAGUGAAGAAGCCGAUUUUAUGGCACAGUUACUUGGCAAUUUUUCGGCCAAAGUUCCUAACUUUCAAGACUCUUCGGUCUUUUGGCCACACAACGAACUAACCAUGAACAUUGAUGACAUCAAUGAAGACUCAGUAUCCAUAUAUAAUAACAAAAAUGCCAAAGUUCCUUCUUGGUUUCAAGAAGAUAGUUAUCUAGAUAGUAAUAGUGUUCUGUAUCCCACUUCAAGUGGAGAAAGUUACCCCUCGGUUGCUUGUUCAAUGGGCAGCAGGAAAGGGGGUUCUGUUCAAUCAUUUGAAGAAUUUAACACGUUGGUGCCAAAUUCUAUGAAGCGUUCUUGUAGCGAAGCUGAUGUCCAGGCAAGUUGGAAAAAGCCAAGAUUUAGUGAGAGUCAGAAGGAGUAUAGACAAACUACAAAUAUUACUGACUCAGAUAAUGAAUCAAAUGGAUUGCAAGAUGCGAGUCCAAGACCAAAAGGAGUUGCAAUAAUGCUGAACACAAGUGGCAAGAAAAGAGCAAGUAACGGGUCAGCUACUGAUAGUCAAAGUGUCUAUGCCAAGAAAAGAAGAGAAAAAAUAAACGAAAGGUUAAGAAUAUUACAAACUCUUGUCCCAAAUGGUACAAAGGUUGAUAUAAGCACAAUGCUUGAUGAAGCCGUCCAGUAUGUGAAAUUUUUGCAGCUUCAAAUCAAGCUGUUGAGUUCUGAUGAUCUAUGGAUGUACGCUCCUAUUGCAUACAAUGGAAUGGACCUUGGACUCGACAUAAACCUUCCUUCACCAAGAUGA